Frankliniella occidentalis (western flower thrips) is the source of this 3598-nucleotide messenger RNA. It is a transcript of the gene Naa35, whose product is annotated as N-alpha-acetyltransferase 35, NatC auxiliary subunit. Gene Ontology annotation, cellular component: NatC complex. The record is from RefSeq and is a predicted model, not a curated record. The transcript is spliced from 13 exons. The coding region runs from base 106 to 2316 and encodes 736 amino acids. Gene Ontology annotation, biological process: N-terminal peptidyl-methionine acetylation. NCBI's taxonomy places the organism in Eukaryota, Metazoa, Arthropoda, Insecta, Thysanoptera, Thripidae.
CUGUAUUAUGACUCCACAUUGUUAUUGGUAUUGCAUUGUACCUGCUUUUCUGAAUCUUGUUCCUUCAAAUUCGUAAAUUUUAGUGUUCUACCACAUUUAUUUAGUAUGAGUAUGAAUGAGCACAUAAAAGUAGACGAUGAUGGAGAUCUGUCGGAUGACGAGAAGAAAAAACUCCUUGAAGAUGGUGUCUUCACAACAACAGCAACACCUAAGCUCACAUACAAUUGGGUGGACAUCACAGAGGAGUUUACAUCAUUGGCCAAGACUCUCAACCUUGGUGAGCUAUUGCUUGACAAGCACUUUGGGCUUUAUGAGGCCAUGUCUGCUGUGGAGAUGAUGGAUCCUAAGAUGGACGCAGGAAUGAUGUGCAACCGUAGUGACAAACCAACAUUAACAUUUGACAAGGGUGUGGAGCUGGGUGUUUUACGCUUGGAAGGAUUGGAUUUGUUGGAACAAAUUGGAGUAAUGGACCAGGUCUUUGCAUGCUUUGUUUCCUGGAUAGAGGGAAAUUCACUUGCUCAAACUGUGUUUGCAAAUCUUUACCUACACAAGCCAUUUUCCAUUGAGGAGCGUUCACUGAAAGCAUUUUGCAUCACUGCCUACAAAAUGGUGGAAAUUAUCAAGCACUUUAUAGAUCAGGCUGCAGUGUUUGAAGAGGAAGACUAUCAACCCAUGCAGUAUGGUUAUCGUUUAGUCCCAGAUGUUUCUGAGCAGAGGACAGUGGGUAUGCUCCGUGAAGUAGAAGAAGACUUAUUUCGAAGACUAAGACAACGACCUCCUCAAAGAGAAGCGGACUGCCUUGGAGCAUUACUUGCACGUAUAAAAUUUAUAAGACUUCUCUACUCUGUUCUUGGUGUUCUUGGGCGUCAAGACACUGAGCCUGAAGCAAGGAAAGAGCUGAGACCAGAGAGUGAGCUUCACAAGGCUCUUAAUAUGUGCUCUGAACAACUAACUAUAAUGCGAAGUACUAUACCUCUGGCGAUUCCCUCAGAUUCACCAAAACUUGGAUUUGAGCCCCUGGCCAACCAACGUCUUUUACCACCAACAUUUCCUAGAUAUGCUAAAAUAAAAUCGCGUGAUGAAGCUUUCACUUACUAUGAUGACUUGAUACAACGACUUAGGGUUGUUUGCAAAAUUUAUAGCCAUGCAUCAUUUCAUACAGCUUUGGACUUUUUUAUGGAAUUUAGCAGGCAAAAACCAUGUCUUUUAUCUAGAUCAGUACUUCAGGUACUGUACAUUCCGCAGCCAUCAAGCUUGCUGACUAAUACUCGUGUGGUUGAAGUGCUGAGGGAAGCUGCGAAGUCAUUUAUAUGCCCACCAUCACUAGCGUCUAAAACAUUACUUGCGUCUAAUACACAGGCUAAGGAGUUUCUUGAUAUGUUUCUCCUUCAUUGUGGUCGUCCAUUUGUCCAAUUAAUACAAUUGUGUGGCCACAAUCGGGCAAGACAAAGAGAAAGGCUUGCACACUUACUUGAAGACUUUUCUAAUCUUCAGGAUGAGGCUGAAAAAGUUGAUGCGUAUCUUCACAAUUUGACUUCAAAAUCAGAGGGAAGAAGAUCUCACCUUGCAUGUUUUGGGACAUGGAUUUUGUACCAUACCCUUCGGAUCAUGAUCAUGUACUUGCUCUCUGGAUUCGAACUUCAAUUGUAUUCUGUUCAUGAAUAUCAUUACAUCUACUGGUAUUUGUACGAAUUCCUCUAUGGAUGGCUUCUUUCAUCUCUAUCUAGAGCAGAUAGUCUUUUAUUAGAACAGGAAUCGUAUUUGGAAAAGGAAAACUCUCGUGGUAAAGGCAAGAAAAAUAAAGUGAAACGUAAAAAGGGUUGCCGACCAUAUGCUAGGGACAUCACUCUUUGUCAAGUUUAUCAGAAUCUGUGUGGAGGUUACUAUAAGGCUGCUAUUGCAUUUCAACGAACUGGGAAGAUAAAUAUUCCAAAGUCAGAGUUUGAUUGUGAAAAGGUGCGCUAUGAGCAUCGGUUCUUGCCAUUUUCUUCUCUUCACACACCGCCACCCAUGCAAUACACAGAAUUUUGUGACAUGACUAAAACAAUGGAGACUCAAAUAUGUGUACAAAGUGAAAAGCAAUCUCCUGACCACACAAGGUUAUUCAUGGCUGCCUGCAAGAACUUUCAUCAGGCUAGAACUUUGCUUGAAAUAAUGGCUAGUUCUGAUCAGGAGAUAAAUAAUUUGCUAUUGGUGGCAAAAACAAAUUUCGUUGUUUUGAAAUUGCUUGCUGGAGGUCACAAGCAGGAUUCUAAUACUCCUCCCAUUUUUGACUUUAGUCAGCACUGUCAUUUUCCCAUCAUAAAGUUAAACUAAGUGCUGUUUCAAACGAAGAAAUUUAUGUUGAUAUCUUUCUCUUCCUUUGAAGUUACCACUAUAGAAGUUUGCCAUUUAUCUAUCUAUAAAUUGGCUAGUGAGUGAGCCAGUACUAACAAUUCCAGAGUUCAUGUAUGAUUUGGUUCAUUUCUUAUUGAACCCUUGUUGAAUUUAAGGCUUAAUUAAAAGUAUUCAUUGUGUGAAAAGCUGAUACAUCUUCUCUGUUUUCUGUGAUGGUCUUGUUUACAAUAAAUUCAGUUGAUGUGUUUUAGUGUCCACUCUCUGUAAAUACCUUUUUAAAUCGUCCACCUUCAUGGAGGUGGAUCCAUGAAGGAUAUAUUUGUGUAUUUGUGUAUUCUAUUCAUAAACUGAACUAAUUGUGCUAGUCAUACCAACUAAUGUUGAUCAAGCCAUCUUUUGUCAGAUUGCUCUAUGCAAAGUGGAGAGUUAGCUUACAAUGUGUAAUUUGCUUGUAAAAAUUUGACUGUUUUUCAAGAAGGUGACAUUCAGUCAGGACUGAAGGAGUCGUACAAAGUCACAAUUAAGAGAAUGACGUGUGCGUUCUGUACUGAGGUGAGCUGCUUUAUUUGUAUGUGAAGUUGCCAAUUUUGUGUCAUCAUGUGUUUCUUAUGUCUUGUCUGAGUUACUAAUCUUGCUUUUUAUGGUGAAAUUGUCUUAUAUUUGUGUGAGGUUGUUUCCUCUUGGUAUUAGUUUUAUAACUAAGUAAAAUUGUAUAUAGAUAGAUAGGAUUGUCAGAAUGUGAUAGAUCGGCAGCAACCUUUUGCAAGGGUAGAUUUCACAUCCUUUUGGAGAUGUGUGUCUAUAUAUGUAAUAGAACAAAAUGGUUUGACUCUUAGGUACAAACCCAAUUUGCAUUUUCUCUAAUUAAAAUUUGUAAGUGAUGAUAGUUUUUCUAUGACAUCAGCAAUUUUUUGUUGCAUGAAAUUUUAUUUUCAAGUGGCAGUAGACAAGCAUCAAACAGAUUAUAAAACCACUGUUGAUUUUCAUUAUUUUACUCUACAUACAUAUUUUAUUGUACCAAUAUUUUGAUUGUAUUUAUGUGUACGGCCUUGGUAUCGCACAUUUUAAUAUAAUUUGUCUGGUCUUAUUGUUGAUAAUGGUUUUGUAAUUGUUAUGUACUCAUGUUAACAAUCAUAGCAAACACAAGAACAUUCUGAUGUUUAAAUCAUCUCUUAUCAAAUUCGAUUUGUGCAACUCAUGAAAUUCACUGUCUCCCUUGUGACAAUUUUAAGAGAUUCAUUAAUACAUUAUUGUUGUAUUA